Messenger RNA from Varanus komodoensis (Komodo dragon), 2136 nucleotides. RefSeq names its product coiled-coil domain containing 60 (gene CCDC60). The record is from RefSeq and is a predicted model, not a curated record. The transcript is spliced from 16 exons. Lineage: Eukaryota; Metazoa; Chordata; Lepidosauria; Squamata; Varanidae. Bases 1 to 2136 code for a protein of 711 amino acids.
AUGCCGCUGAACCCAAAGCUAGACCCUCGUUACUUUGUGCUGAUCAGGCCUGUGCCCACUCCUACCCAGAAAGGCCUGAAAGUCCAAGCUCGAAGCAACACCAUCUACAGUUGUUGGGAUGUCACGAGAGAACAGGUGUUCCUGGAGAACUACCGCCGGCGGAUCAGACAACUUACUCAACAGGGUUACUUCAGCCCUAGUUGGAGACCCUACCAGGAUUUCGGAGACCCUCUUUACCUCGAUCCAAAAAAACUUACCCUCUAUGGGCUGGGACAGCUAUCCCCGGAACUCCCCAAGGAAGAGGUCUGCCUAGAAGAAAUAGUUGAACAUGUGGAACCUGUGAGUUCUAAGACACCAAAACAAAAGGAAGCUGAGAAGAAACUCCUGCCUUUUAGACACCUAGAAAAGGAUCUGAGGACCCUCCAUAGAGACCUGCAACAUACAAGGUAUUUGAUCAACUCUGUGAAGAUUGGGCGUGGGUAUUUUCAUACACUUAAAAGAGAGACUGCAGAGUGGAAGACGGCACAAAAGAAGGAACGGCAGAAGGAGGAGGAGAGGUGGAAGGCUGAAUUUCAGCCCCCUAGAUACCCCUCAUCCUCAUCAUCUGACGAAGGGUCAUCUGACGAAGAAAUAACCGAUUUCUUUUUAACAGAAUGUCCUUUCCUGAGAGGAAGGGAGAAGAAGAAGAAAAAGAAAAUGAUCCGGCCUUUCACUCCUUUCUAUAAUGGCCUUUUGUCACAAAAGCAUCCGGAUGCGCAUUUCUAUUCCAUAUUUCGGCAGCUCUGUGCCCUCACCUGGCUCUUGGAAGCGCUGACCCUGGAACCCAACAGCAGCAUGAAGCCUGUGAUCACAUGUUGGAAUCCAAGGGACUACGGGGGCGGGAAAAGCCCCAUAAAAGUGGUCAAUAAGGAAAGGGCCAUGAGGACACGAUGGGAACACUUCCUCCAGCACUCCAAGGGCAGGAGGCCCACCCAGAAAACGGUGGUCCGCACCCCCGUUUGCAGAAAGGCGCCCCCGAAGAGCACCCUGAGCAUGACCAAGCUGGACGGGCUGUCAUCCCCGCACAGCAAGACCACGCUGACCAGCACCAGCUCCCUGACCCCCGCCUCCGAUGAGGCCGUGCAGCUGCCUUCCGACAGCGCCAAGGACGCCGAAGAGAUGGACUCCAGCUACAGCAAGCAGACCAAGGAAGAGGAGGAGCCGCUGAGCUACUACCUGCAGACGUUGCUUCAGAUGAUACACGAAGACGUGGCGAAGAAUUUUAGUAAAGAAAACAGGCUUUGGAGCUCAAACAUGCUCGGUGUGCACACCUUGUCAACGAGAUCUGAUCCCGAGAGCGAAUUAUCCUUUGGGCAAAGGGCCAAAAGUUCAGCCUCAUCUUCAAAGGAGGACAAAACCAGCGUGGGAGCAGUGAGGGAAGGCACUCCGGAGCAGAGGCCAAAGAGUUCCUUGACAGUGACCCUGAGAGAAGAUAAAACAGUGACGGCGACGUAUGAGGAUGAAGAGUGCACAGAGCAGAUUAGCCGGAUCCAUGACUCCUUCAUCAGGAGGAAGGAAGAGAUGUGCAACGAGAUGAAGGAGCUGUUUUACGACGUGGCCCAGGAAAACGCAUUCAGGUUGCACGAUCAGCUGGAUGUCCUGGAGAGGAGGCGAGAGGAGAAGAGCAUACAGAAAUACCUGUGUCUGCAGCGCAUCACGAAGUUGCGCAAAGACCUGGAGCGGAUGAGGCAGUCAGUUCUGGGGCGAGAACCAGAGCAGGAUGCAGAAGAAGAGAACUGGUUUUCCACUCUAAUGGAAAGAAUCCCAGAUGAAGUUAAGAAAGACCAUCGUACCCAGAAAGUCCUCAAGAAACUGGAACGCUUUGCAAGGAAUCCAGACUUGCGCAUCCGACCACCCACCUUCUUGAAAGUGUUGGGUGAGCUUCGGAUCUGGGAAAUUUGCUCUCCAUGUAUCAGUGCUGCUGUGGAGUUCCUGCGCGAAUAUAUUGUGGAGAUGCCUGAAGAAGAUUACAAAGAGUGGUUGCAGUCUCGCGUGCCAAUCUCGAAACAGCGAGCGCGGAGUGCCCCGCCACUGUGCUGCGCAGGGCCAGAAGGCCACGGACAACCUCCUUUGCGACUGAGCGGACCCCCCGGCUAG